Messenger RNA from Ambispora leptoticha, 290 nucleotides. NCBI's taxonomy places the organism in Eukaryota, Fungi, Glomeromycota, Glomeromycetes, Archaeosporales, Ambisporaceae. The record is from the annotation of a GenBank genome assembly.
AACUUUUGAUUCGACUGAACCUACCUCUUCAAGUUCGAUGUUUCAAAAUGUAAUUGAAUCUGGAACUCUUAUGGAAAUAACGAUCCAUCCUCCAAAGCGAUUAAAAAAGAACCCUUUCUGGAACGAACUUACUAAAAUCGAGAGGUGGAAAGAAAUUAUGCAAGCCAUUAAGGCAAAGUUGAACCUUACUACCGAGCGAAGAAAUAUUUUCGAAAGCAAAAAUACAAUUAACCCAAUACGUAAAAGCUUAAAGACCUGGUAUGAAGCGGGUAUUAUUGACUGUAAUGAAG